Messenger RNA from Metarhizium brunneum ARSEF 3297, 993 nucleotides. It is a transcript of the gene magt1, whose product is annotated as Magnesium transporter protein 1. NCBI's taxonomy places the organism in Eukaryota, Fungi, Ascomycota, Sordariomycetes, Hypocreales, Clavicipitaceae. The record is from RefSeq and is a predicted model, not a curated record. Gene Ontology annotation, cellular component: oligosaccharyltransferase complex.
AUGCGCUUCCUGCCCUUACUAGCUUCAGCCAGCGCGCUUGUCGCCAGUGCAUUUGCCACCGAGCAAUCCACCGAGGAGAGAUUCAUCAAGUUCAACCGUCUCGCCCGUCUCUCGUCUCCCCUCCAGCUCAACGAUGUUUCGUACAAGUCACUGACGAGCACACCACGGGAUUAUUCCGUUGCUAUUGUCUUGACGGCCCAGGACACUCGAUUCGGGUGCCAGCUUUGCAGGGACUUCAAACCAGAGUGGGAGUUGAUCGCCCAGAGCUGGGCUCGAGGUGAUAAGCAACAAGAGUCUCGGCUGUUCUUUGGUGUUUUGGAUUUCACUGAGGGCAGAGAAACCUUUUUAUCGCUCGGUCUUCAAACAGCUCCCGUCUUGAUGUUUUUCCCUCCUACGACAGGACCCCACGCCGUCGCUUCUGCCGAACCCAUCCGCUAUGACUUUACCACUGGACCUCCCACCGCUGAACAAGUCCGAAAUUGGUUGGCCCGCCAUCUUCCUGGUCGCCCUCACCCUGAGAUCAAGCGCCCUAUCAACUGGUUGAAAUGGGCGUCUCUCUUCACCUUUGUGGCUGGCGCCGUCACCGCAAUGGUCUCUGCGUCACCAUAUAUUCUUCCUAUUAUACAGAACCGAAAUCUCUGGGCUGCUGGCAGCAUGAUUGCCAUUCUGCUCUUCAUUAGUGGCCACAUGUUCAACCACAUUCGAAAGGUCCCUUACGUCGCGGGAGAUGGCAAAGGCGGCAUCACUUACUUCACUGGUGGGUUCCAGAACCAACUUGGGCUUGAAGUCCAGAUUGUUGCCGCAAUCUACGGUAUCCUGAGCUUCUGCACCAUCGCACUUGCCACCAAGGUCCCACGCAUGACCAGCCCCAAGUCGCAGUCCGUUGCUGUACUGGUCUGGGGAGCCGCCAUGUUCUUCAUCUAUAGCUUCCUGCUCAGCGUCUUUCGUGUCAAGAACUCAAGCUACCCAUUCUCACUGCCACCAUUCAUGUGA